AUGGCUGAUGCACUCAUUUCUGUGCUGCUACGACAAUUAGCUUCAAUAGCUUAUCAACAAAUAGAAAACGAGGUGAGACUGGAUUUCGAUGUUGAGAAAGAAGUUGCACAAAUCACCAGCAAUCUCAAAGCUAUUCAAGCUGUGCUUGAGGAUGCGCAGAAGAGGCAAGUGAAGGAAGCCAUCAUGAGAGAUUGGUUGGAGAAGUUGAAAGAUGUGUCAUAUGAGAUGGACGGCAUGCUGGAUGAGUGGAACACUCAAUUUCUAAGCCAAGAAGUUGAGAAACAAGGUGGAGGAGGUAAAGAUGCUCUUGUUGCCAAGAAGAAGAUAUGCUUCUCCAUUCCCUUUCAUUGCUUUUGUUUUAACCAAGUCAGUCGGAACACAGAAAAAGGCAUUGAACAUCGACCAGAAAGUUCAUCCUUUGUCGAUAUUUCUAAGACAUUCGGUCGAGAAAAUGAAAAAGGCUUUAUUGUAAGCAAGUUGUUGAGCGAGAGUAGUGUAAAAGGGAGUGAUCCCCUUGUUAUCCCUAUUGUAGGGAUGGGAGGAAUUGGAAAGACAACUCUUGCCCAACUGGUUUAUAAUGAUGAAAGUAUUAAAGCCCAUUUUGAAACAAGAAUAUGGGUCUGUGUUUCAGACCCCUUUGAUGUUAUCAAGAUUGCCAAAGCCAUCAUUGAUGGUAAUGGUACCCCAAACUCAGAUGGGUUGGAAGCUUUCUUGCAAUGUAUGUCUAAAUCCAUCGAGGGUAAAAGGUUUCUCCUUGUCCUAGAUGAUGUGUGGACUCAAGAUCAUAGAGAGUGGGAACAAUUGAAGUUACCUUUGCAGAAAGGUUCUACAGGUAGCAGAAUAUUGGUGACCACUCGAAAAGAGGAGGUUACCAUAAUGAUGGGAGCGAGGAUAAGUAACAUGAUCCAUUUGAACGAACUGAGUGAAGCGUGUUGUUGGUCAUUAUUUUGUCACAUUGCAUUUUUUGAUAGGGGAGAAGAUGAGUCUGAUGUGUUUGAAGCUAUUGGUAAGGAAAUUAUAAAAAAGUGUGAGGGUUUACCUCUUGCUGCAAAGGCUUUAGGUAGUCUCAUGCGAUUCAAAAAAACAAGAAAAGAAUGGGAAGAUGUUUUGCAUAGCAAGAUAUGGGAACUAGAAGAGAUUGAACAAGAAGUUUUUCAACCAUUAUUACUGAGUUAUUAUGAUUUGGCCUCGGCAAUUAGACGUUGUCUUUUGUAUUGUGUUAUUUUUCCAAAAGAUUAUGUGUUUGAAAAAAAUUAUUUGAUUGAUUUGUGGAUGUCACAAGAUUAUCUUAAUUUGGAAGAAGACAAAAACAAAGGAAUUGUAGGUCAAAAUUAUUUCAAUAACUUGGUAAUGCGGUGUUUCUUUCAAGAUUUUAAUGAAGAUGACGGCGGGAAUGUUACAGUCAAAAUGCAUGAUAUUGUGCAUUACUUUGUGCAGCUUCUUACCAAGAAAGAAGCUUUUAUUAUAGAAGUUAAGAAUCCCAACAAGAGAAUUGAGGUGCCUAAUUAA
Molecule: messenger RNA, 1509 nt
Organism: Prunus dulcis (almond)
Lineage: Eukaryota; Viridiplantae; Streptophyta; Magnoliopsida; Rosales; Rosaceae
Product: putative disease resistance protein RGA3
Exons: 2
Coding region: 1-1509 (502 amino acids)
Biological process (GO): defense response to other organism
Molecular function (GO): ADP binding
Source: RefSeq, a predicted model, not a curated record